UAAACAUGUAUCCGGCGGUGUGUUGGUGGCGCCGCAUUGCUUGGCGCGGAGCCUGCGCCCUUCCUUCUGGUACAUUCCCCGACGCAAUCCGACCCCGUUCGCACCAGCCAAGCUUUCCUCCUAACUCAACGUCAACACGUUGUCAUUCUUCGUUUUUUGCGGCAACGGACGUGCAGCGUUUUUGCGGCGGUCAUCUUUCCAGUGUUGGCGACAGCAAAUUGCUACCUUCAGCUUCGCUUUCGCGUGUCGGGCAGCUUUCGGGGCGAGAAUUUUCCAGCAGCAAUAAAGCCAAGCAUAAAAUGACGGCCAGCAAGUACCAGAUUGCGGAACGUGGCGCUCCCAACUCCACCGACUAUCGGGUUUAUUUCAAGAACGAAAACGGACAGUCCAUUUCACCUCUGCAUGACAUUCCACUGUACGCGAACGAUGAGCGAACCGUGUACAACAUGGUGGUGGAGGUGCCCCGCUGGACAAACGCCAAGAUGGAAAUCAGCUUGGGCGAGGGCCUGAACCCGAUCAAGCAGGACGUGAAGAAGGGCAAGCUGCGGUUCGUCGCCAACUGCUUCCCGCACCACGGCUACAUCUGGAACUACGGUGCGUUCCCGCAGACCUGGGAGAACCCGGACCACCUGGACGCGGACACCGGCUGCAAGGGCGACAACGAUCCCAUCGAUGUGCUCGAGAUUGGCUCGCGCAUUGCGAAGCGGGGCGAGGUGCUGCAGGUGAAAAUACUCGGCACGAUCGCACUGAUCGACGAGGGCGAAACGGACUGGAAGAUUAUCACGAUCAACGUGAACGACCCGUUGGUCGAUCAGGUGAACGAUAUCGGCGACGUGGAGACGGUGUUCCCCGGGCUGCUGCGCGCCUCGGUCGAGUGGUUCAAGAUCUACAAGAUCCCGGACGGCAAGCCGGAGAAUCAGUUCGCGUUCAACGGCGACGCGAAGGAUGCCGCAUUCGCCACCAAGACGGUCGCUGAGACGCACCGGUUUUGGCAGCAGCUGGUUAACAAGGAGGUUGACAACAAUGGCAUCUCAUGCCUGAACACGACCGUCGACGGUUCGCCGUAUCUGGUGGCUAAUGAUGCAGCAGAUGAGGUGUUUGCCAAGAGUGCGACCGGUGGUAAUCCCGAGCCCGUCAGUGAAGCACUUGACAAAUGGCACUACAUUACGCUGAAGUAAACGAUCGAGAACGAUUGGAGCGUUGAAGACAACUGCACACAUUCGAUUGUAGGUGGAGAUGUUGUUUUAAUACCUUCGUAAAGUGGAAGCUAGCGAGAUUUUUUAAUUAAUCAUUCUUCAGUACAGCAGUCUAAAGCCCGCGGUUAAUUUGGUAGGUGUUAUAUUUAUUUAUUGUAAACUGCACACGAUAAAACAUUUGCUCGCAGCGAUUCGGUUCGGAAAAGGUUGAUGCAUUUAAUAAAAGUGAAAUUAACUGAAGGAUCCAA
Messenger RNA from Anopheles coluzzii, 1444 nucleotides. RefSeq names its product inorganic pyrophosphatase (gene Nurf-38). The transcript has 4 exons. Gene Ontology annotation, molecular function: inorganic diphosphate phosphatase activity; magnesium ion binding. NCBI's taxonomy places the organism in Eukaryota, Metazoa, Arthropoda, Insecta, Diptera, Culicidae. The record is from RefSeq and is a predicted model, not a curated record. Gene Ontology annotation, cellular component: cytoplasm. Gene Ontology annotation, biological process: phosphate-containing compound metabolic process. The coding region runs from base 6 to 1178 and encodes 390 amino acids.